Molecule: messenger RNA, 4900 nt
Organism: Antechinus flavipes (yellow-footed antechinus)
Lineage: Eukaryota; Metazoa; Chordata; Mammalia; Dasyuromorphia; Dasyuridae
Gene: GCNA
Product: germ cell nuclear acidic peptidase
Exons: 10
Coding region: 3382-4560 (392 amino acids)
Cellular component (GO): nucleus
Source: RefSeq, a predicted model, not a curated record
GGGGAGGGGUUAAGUAAGUAUGACUUAGCUAUCCUGUCUCCUGCUCUAACUGCCUUGAGACAGCUGAAGAAUUUUAAAUGAGAAGUCACCUUGAUCCUCUGGUUCGGAUUCUGAUUUUCCUUCAUUCCAGCUGUAAUCACGAUGGUGAUAGUGACUAAUGCUUCUGUAGCAACCCUCUGUGCUUGGUGCCCUUAUCCUUAUUUUACUGAUUUGAUAAGGAAGGAGGCAUUCAGAGGUUAGUGACUUGUCCAGGGUCACAAAGCUAGUAAGCUUAAAUUUGAGACACCAAGGCCAGUCCUUUCUCCACUGUGCUUCUUCUUGCUCAGGUUAUUAAGCACCUAAUACAUGCCAGGCACUGUGCCUAAAUAAAAACAUUCCCUGCUCUCCAGGAGCUUUCAAUCUAAGGGAGGGGGUGGAGGGGUGGAGAGGGAGAGACAAAGAAAAGGAUGCUGGAGAAGGGUGGGAAAGAAGGUGCCUGGCUGGGGUCAUGAAGAGUCAGAAAUGACUGAACAAAAUACGCAAAAUUCUGUGCUUAGUUCUGAAGAGAGAAAAAGAGGCACAAGCUGAGCCCUGCCCUUAAGGAGUUCAUUAGAGUGUCCUCAUGCUGAUAUCAGUAGCUCUUUUUAUUAACAGAGAAAGGAAAAGUGGGAAUUGAAACUUCAUACCCCUGUUGGGAAGAAUGGAGAUGGAGUGGGCAGGAGGCAAAUCAAUAGGGCUACUCCUGCUUAGGACAACUAAUUAGACUAACGGGCUUAAUUUCCAGUUUUUUAAAGACCAGUCUGCACCGAGUGUCCUUCACUGAUCGAAAUUCCUUACUUCCUCUGAUACAGCUUCCCUGCUAGGUUAAUCUGCUUCUGUGUUCCCUUUGAGCUACUCUUGGCACACUGCCACCCUUAGAAGGGAGAUGUAUGUGGUUAACCUGUUAUUAAAAAUGUAUCGGUAGAUGGCUUAGAUCCCAAAGAGAUCACAAAGGAGAAAAAGGGUCCCACAUGUGCAAAAAUGUGGUGGCAAGGACCUGGAAACUGAGUGGAUGCCCAUCAGUUGGGGAAUGGCUGAAUGAGUUAUGGUAUGUAAAGGUUAUGGAAUAUUGUUCUAUUAAAAAACAAUCAGCAAGAAGAUUUCAAAGAGACCUGGAGAGACUUGGAGAGACUUGCAGGAGCUGAUGCUGAGGGAAGUGAGCAGGACAAGGAGAUCACUGUACAUGGCAACAAGAUUAGAGGAUGAUCAAUUCUGAUGGAAGUAGUUCUUUCCAACAAUUAAGAUGAUCCGGGCCAAUUCCAAUGACCUUUUGAUGAAGAGAGCCAUCUGCAUCCAGAGAGGACUGUGGCAACUGAGUGGGGCUCACAACAUAAUUUUCAUUCUUUUUGUUGUUGCUUGCAUUUCAUUUUCUCUUUUUUUUCCGGUUUGAUUUCAUUUUUCUUGUGUAGCAUGAUACAUGUUAUAAAUGGGUAUACAUGUAUUGGAUUUAACACAUGUUAACAUGUUAAACAUAUAUUGGAUUACUUGCCAUCUAGGAGAGGGAGGGGAAAAUUUGGAACACAAGGUUUUGCAAGGGUGAAUGUUGAAAAAUUAUCCAUGCGUUUUUUUGAAAAUAAAAAGCUGUAAUAAAAAAUAAUAAUUUUUUUUAACUCAAUAGAGCUUCCAGCAAAAUAGUUGCAAAACCUGGCUUUUGGAUUCCUCAUCUCUAAAGCAACCGAGGGGAAUAAAGGCAGCAACAGUGCUUUGUAGCAUCUGCAAAGUCUGCUUCUUAAUUUAUCAGCGUCUAUGUAUUGUUUCUUGUAAGCAAUUUUUGUCAUGGCCCAGGCCUUCUAUGGGUAGUGACUUCUGACUUCUCCACUCACACUUUAAGCUGAUCGCCCAGCCAGGGGCUGGGCUAAUGUCUCAAAGUUAGGUUCUAUUCCUGAGCAGACAUCUUUUCGGCUUGGAAAAAAGACCAAAGACACAAUUUUCAUGGGUCGGAAUCGAUAUACCCGUAUAUUCAUAUUUUCCUUAGGCCGGCCACUAAACCCCUGCCUGAAGUCAUAUUUACAUAAACUGGACGACAAUUCUUGGAGGCCAUGUUCCCUUCUAGUCAAGCCUUUUGUUCCUUUCUCCUCCCCCCCCCCCCUUUUUAUUUUUUUAUUGUGAGACUCUCAAACGUUUUGAAUUUGGUUUCUUUAAGUUCAACUUGGUCAGCGUUUUUCCCCUACCUUUUAGAACCCAAAGGCUCGGCGCUUUUUUUUUUUUUUCCUGCCGAUGCAUCCUUCGAGAACCAAGUAGCCAUCCUAGCUUGGUGGUACAUUGGAGGAGGCAAUCAGGCUGUGAAAGUGGAGCUCAGGGAGCUCACUAUGAGACAUUAAAUGGAAUUUUAUAUUGGUAACUGUACAAAGCAGAUGGUACAAUCUAAAAAUAAAGACUUUUUUUUUUUUUUUUUUGGUAGGAUGUGAUGGCGGCAGCCGUGUUAGUGGAAAAGACUCAUUUCGUAGCACCCACGCAUCUACCAUAAUAGGAAAAAAAGCUGUAAGGUUUAUAAAGUAUUUUAAUUAUUUUGAGUUUGGAAACUUUUAACAGGAAAUGAAACUACAAGAAGGGUUACUUGAAAUACUCCCAUAAACUCCCAUUGGCCGAGCUAACUUUCACACAGGCUUUUUUUGGCCGAUCAUCUCUUUCCAUUUUUCGGCUGCAUCCGGUUUCACUUUCGCUCUAAGUAAUUUACAACGGCCCCUCCCUCCGUACUUCUCCCUGGGGGCUUGACUGCUUGCUCAAUCCGCCAUUUAAGGCUCUCUACUGAGACCAGUUCCAUUUAGGGCCUUCCUCACUCCGCCCCUCCCCCACAGAGCUUCCACCCUGGUCCGAUUUUCCCGCCCGGACCCUUCCCCCCUUUCCCCCAUCCUCUUGUCCGCAGGGUCGUGAUUGAACUGACGGCUGGCUCCCUUCUGCCCUUAGCAGAAGGCAGGGACCGCCUUGAAAAUUGUGCGCUUAAGUAUUUCCUGGAUUGGUUCGAACGGAAGUGGAAAAAACAGCAGGCACGAGGAGGCGGAAGCUAAGGUGGAAGGCUUGGCCCUGUCUCCCCCGCCCUGGAACCUAGAGGGAGUCCCAGAGCGAAGGGGGCGGGGCCAGAGUUCCAACAGGAAGGAGACUCGAAGAAGUACCGGAAUUGGGGCCAGCCCACAGCGCCGCCGGAAGUGGCGUCGGUCUCGCGCCGGCGCCAAAUUCAAAAGAGCCGCCCGCGAGAAAGACAACCACUAGCUGCGCCGGAAGUGGAAAGGGCGUCGCACUACGUCGCGCCAAAAUUCGAACGCGAUGACGCGCCGUAGCUGAGGAAACCAGUGUUGUCCAGCGCGUCUCCGAGGCAGCCGGUAGUCGGUUCUCGGUGUCCGGGCCGGCGCACCUCGCCGGGCCAUGGCACGGGUUUUCAGACGAGAAACCGAGGACAUCACCCCUGAAUCUAAUUUUCCAAGGAGAAAGCAAGAAGAGAAGAAAAACAGGGUCACACCACCGCUCAUAAUUUUGGAUUCUAGCAGCGACGAAGAAUUUGAAAAGGUGUUGUCUCAAGUUAUUCCAAAGAUCUCUUCUGGGGAGAAAAGAAAUGACCAAAGUGAAGCAAGUACUAGCUCUGUUCAUGAGUCAUCUGGAAAAAAAGAGUCUGGGGAGAAUCCUAAAGGGAACAAAACCUGCAAGAGUCCUUCUGAGGAUAUGCUAAUCUGUGUUGAUGAUGAUUUUGAUGAUCCAAAGCCUGGAUCUUCAGGCAUUCCAGGGCCGAGGCCUGCCCUACCAACUAUUUUGCUCACACCAAUUGAUCUGCAGAGCCGAAGAAGGAUGUGCCGUGUAGCCGGUUGCUUCUUGGCUGACCUGUCAAAUCCGACAUGCGAAUAUGUGAGAUACUUUCAAUGGAAAAAGACGGAGCUGACUUGGAAGCUCUAUCACUUCUUUAAUGAUACAAUAUUUGACAAACAGUUACCAGAAAAAAUGACCAUCAACUGGAAUAACAAGAUGCGGACUACAGCAGGCUACUGCCAUUUUUCUGGCAAAAAGGGGGGUUCCCAAGCAGGACGGAGUGUCCAGAUCGAGCUGUCUGAGAAAGUCUGCGACUCUGCAGACCGGCUCCGGGACACCCUGAUCCAUGAAUUGUGCCAUGGGGCUACUUGGCUGUUCCACGGCAUCAGAGACUGUCACGGUCCCUUUUGGAGGGUCUAUGCCCAAAGAUCUGCAUUGGUGCACCCUGAAUUGCCUGUGGUGAAACGCUGUCAUACUUAUGAGAUUCACUAUAAGUUUAUCUACGAAUGUUCUUGCUGUGAAGCCAGGAUUGGCCGCCAUUCUAAGUCGGUGAAUACCAGCCGUGCGAUGUGUUCUCUGUGCCACGGGCACCUACGCCUGCUCCCACCCAAUCAGAACAUGAACAUUAACUUGUCUAAAGUCACGCAGGCCAUUCCCAUCGAUUCCCGCGUGAGAAGACGUCCACCUCCUAAGAAGGCCAAGAUUGAGUCGCCCUCAAAAGGGCCUGCGAAGAAGAAGGGAGGCCGGGAAGGUGGGGGAUCUGGGAGCCAGGGCUCUGGCCAUGCUUCAGGCAGCACUGUUUAGAUAGGUUACUUUUAGAUAAGGUUUAAGUUAUGUUGAAAUGUUUGGAAUCAAUUUUACUGCUGCUUUUAGAAUCCCAUGCCUUUAAGCAGUGAUUUCCCAUCACUGCCCAAGGAACACCACUGUGAAGUCUAGCUUUACUCCCUCUGAGGGAGGAGCUGGAGGGGGAAGGGGGGGAGGAGGGAACCCAAAACAGGGAGGCCGCUGUGGGGGGCAUUUUGGGAGGAAUGUUUUAAUGUAAAAUUUUAGUCUGUUAUUUCUGUGUUGAAUUUUCUUUCUUACACAAAAAUUAAAUACCAAGUAUUUGAUUUUAUUGUGAAGAAUAAAAGUUUUUACGGCCUCA